UCUAGAGGAAUGUUUCCUCGUUGCCCAUUUCAGUCAAUUUCAGCCGUCUUCCCCGCUGCCAGUUUCUGGGAUGGUCGUUAACUGAUUUGCCUGGAUUUGCCUAAGAGAUUCGUUGGUGGCUUCGCCGACCGAUUGUCAUUGAAGGUGAUUAAAGGCUGAAAGACCUAAGUACCAGUUUUUCGACUCGAACGGCCCUCGAUGUGUUUCUCGUUCGGGCUGGCUGAAGCAGUUAGUCUCCGUCAGUCUUGAUUCGCUCAUUCUCGCGAUCCUGUCUGGGGAUUCGUUGGCUAGGUCGUAGGUCAAUCAUUCCAGACAAACCCAGUAUUAUUGAAGAGACUCUACGGAUCGCUCUGGUGAGGUAUAUCCAUCACUUGAUCGGUGCGGAGCUGAUUUUUAAGUCUUUGAUCUACUAGCAGAGGUUCAAACGCUAACUACAAGCUCCACAGUGUACCCAACAUUUAAUCGAAUCGUGAGGCAAAGCAGAGGAGCCAAAUGUUUUGGUCACUGCGCGGCUUAUACGCUAAGCCGAUAGGUUCAUGGGAGGAGAAAUCCUAAGAGAGGAAUACCAGGAAAAGUGGAGUUCGGGCUGAAAUUAUUUGGAUAAGGGGAGUUGCGUAAGAGCUAGAUUAAAAUGGCUGAGAACCAGGGUAACUCUUCUGGUCAAGGAAACCAGGGUGGCAGCAGGUCAUUUAAUUUUCAACGUAUGGAUUUCCGAUCCAGUGGUGAUGUACAAAAUGAUAUGUCUGCGGAGAAACGACGACAGUUGAAGCUCAGCUUUCAGUCGCAAAGUGGCAGUCCACCGUGUACCAACUCGACAGAUUCGUCCUUAUCGUAUACGACGAGUUCAUCAGUUUGCCCACCACUUGCGGCAUCUCGUCCAAGCUUGCCUUUACCGUUGGCUAAGUUACCAGCCAGGCCUCGUCCCGUGACUCAACAGGAGUUCCUACCAGAUAAAGCAAGGGAAAAGCUACGUAUGUGCCAGUCGAUGCAGAGUACUGGCAAGCUGCAGCUGUCACCGGACACUGUGUAUGACUUUACCAGCGAAGAUCUCCAAGAUUUGGGCGAAAUAGGGAGAGGAGGUUUUGGUACUGUAAAUAAAAUGACGCACAGGAUAAGCAAUACUGUCAUGGCUGUGAAGCGAAUUCGCUCGACAGUUGACGAAAGGGAGCAAAAACAACUUCUGAUGGAUCUGGAAGUUGUGAUGAAGUCGAAUGAAUGUCCCUGCAUCGUCCAGUUUUAUGGGGCCCUGUUCAAAGAGGGUGACUGUUGGAUAUGCAUGGAGCUGAUGGACACAUCGUUGGACAAGUUCUACAAGUUCAUAUACGAAAGGCUAAACGAGAGGAUACCUGAGUGCAUUCUAGGUAAAAUUACCGUAGCCACCGUGAGGGCGUUAAAUUACCUGAAGGAGAAGCUGAGGAUCAUCCAUCGAGAUGUCAAACCUAGCAAUAUCCUGCUGGACCGACGUGGCAAUAUAAAGCUCUGUGAUUUCGGAAUCUCGGGCCAGUUGGUGGACUCUAUCGCACGGACUCGCGAUGCUGGCUGUAGACCUUACAUGGCCCCGGAGAGGAUCGACCCUCAAAGAGCAAGAGGGUACGACGUCCGGAGCGACGUCUGGUCUCUUGGCAUCACGCUGAUGGAAGUCGCGACUGGUUAUUUCCCAUACCCUAAGUGGAACUCGGUCUUCGAGCAGCUUUAUCAAGUAGUGCAAGGCGACCCGCCUCGUCUCUCGCCCAAUGACAACGGGAACCGAUUCACCAUGGACUUCGUCAACUUCGUCAACACCUGCUUGAUCAAGGAGGAGACCCAGCGGCCGAAGUACAACAAAUUGCUGGAGCAUCCGUUCAUAAGGCGAUCCGAGGAGGCCUCGAUCGACGUCGCGGCGUACAUCAGCAGCGUCCUGGACAGCAUGGCGAACAAUGGAGUCACGCCAUUCACCACCAAUCAACCUUAGGAGCGGAAUAGUCGUGUCGAUCAACGAUUCCCGGUCCUUGGCUCGUGUCUGGUCGCGUCAGUCGUCUCGGGGAAGAUCGUCGACCCUGGGAAACCUGCCGAAGGGGAAGCGUUCCUUAGGGGUCGCGACGUCCACGGAAAUACUCCAAGUAGAUAGUGCGGGAACUCGCUCGCGAUUAUUAAUGGCAAAGCGAGGGGGAGACGGAAGCGAAGGAAUCGUAGAGACGAGAGCGGACUACUUACUUACCUGUACUUUCCUAUUAUCGACUUUUUAUCGCAUCUCGCACCUUCAGCACGACUCCACCGUGUGAAUAGACACGAGGUACACAGAGGACUAUUAGUCGCAGACCGGAUGUUUCGCUCUAGUUUGACACGAAUUAGGAUCUACCUCUGCAUUUUUUACCGUCCCUUAAGGCGGUGCGAAAGUGGCGUCCGAGGGUUCCAUCGGUUAUGGACGCUUUUAUUCGGACUGCGUGUGCCGAAUUCUUCCAAAUUUUACCCCGGGACUGUGGGGCGAAAUUCAUUACGUCUCAUCCCUAAUGUUUAUCUGGCGAUUUUCAAGAAAUCCGGGCGUUUAGCUGCGGUUCAUUUUGCAGUAUUGUUGCUUGUGAAAACGUACCCUUACGCCGUGGCCCUCGAGCGUCACGGAACGGUCAAGAAGGAACUCGGAGAGCGAGGGAAGUCGCGUACUCAUUCGAGCCGAAAUUCGAGAUUUCGGAGUUUCCGUUUCGAUAAAGAUACAGCGCAGGGCCUAACGACCCCCAGACUACCGGAACUCGAAGCGGCAGACAUUUUUGUAUCUGGUUUGCGACGCUUGCGCGUAUUAACGAGCGUUAUGCAUUUUAAGGGGAUGCGAAAGUGGCAUCCAACUCGUUCGCGCAGCUUUUCUCCAAUUACGAUUUACAGAAUCGUCUUAAACCUUGCAACGUGAAUACGGAGACUGCAAGGAAGGUCCUGACGACCAUGAAAUAUCAUUUUUUUUUAUAAGUAAUUUUUUUUAACAUCUGUAAACAAAUGUAAUAAAAAUUGUAAUUCUACGAGUGUCAGGACCUUCCUUGCAGCCUCCGCAUUCACGUGGUAAAAUUUCCGACGAUCCGGUUAACCCAGCUCGAAGGAAAGUCUAAUAAACGAGACCUCUCCGACGCCACUUUCGCCCCACCUUAAGGCGUCACGAAAGAAUCAUUCUCAAUAUUAAUUUAAUGUUAAUCUUAAACUUUUCCCCAAACUGGGUGCACCGAAUCGUCGGGAACUUCCGCGCGUGAUCACGGAGAGAUUCAUAAAGGCCUUGAAAUUCCCUAAAAUUAAUUUCUCGAGAAAAAAAAAGAGACAUGUUCUUCGGGAAAAAUAAACAUUUUUUUUAUUAAUUAAGUUUCACUAGUAUCGCGCCCUUCCUCCGGGCCUCCGCAAUUAUGUGAUGAAGUCUAAAAUGAUUCGGUGCAUCCGGUUUCGAGAAAAGUGGGAUUUUGACGUUUUGGAGUAUUUAGAGCGAUCCUUUCGUACCGCCUUAAGGCGUCCACCUAGGUAGGCGGGCAAGUAGGCUUACACACUAGGAACCACUCCAAGCGAUAGGUCGUAUGUCGCACGGGGACCCGUAUAUGCGAAUGCGAGUACUUGCACGUGCGUACGCGUGCACGCUCGUGCCUUCACACAUGUACAUACGUGCAUACACAUCCGUGUACAUAUACAUACACAGCGUCGCCGCGGAUUCCGUCGUUCCCGUGACCGGCCGACCAGCGAGCGAGUCGGUACCGAAUUUGCCAAUUGUACAUAGGUCAUACGACGUGUUUCGUUUAAACGUUUCGCUCCCAAGUUACCGCGCGUAGGAGGAGGGAGGGAGGGCGGCGACAACUUGGUAAAGGUUGGUGGAAAGGCGAAGUACAAAGUACAAAGUACCUUGUUGUUGCGCGUUCCGGCGAUUUAAUUAGGGCAAGCUUGCACCGACGUCGAAGCACUGUAACCGAGAGGGUAAUAAAGUGACGGUAAACUGCAACGUUAAAA
This is a messenger RNA of Orussus abietinus, 3948 nucleotides long. RefSeq names its product dual specificity mitogen-activated protein kinase kinase 4 (gene Mkk4). Gene Ontology annotation, molecular function: ATP binding; JUN kinase kinase activity. The transcript is spliced from 11 exons. Bases 632 to 1951 code for a protein of 439 amino acids. The record is from RefSeq and is a predicted model, not a curated record. Lineage: Eukaryota; Metazoa; Arthropoda; Insecta; Hymenoptera; Orussidae. Gene Ontology annotation, biological process: protein phosphorylation; MAPK cascade.